Molecule: messenger RNA, 995 nt
Organism: Belonocnema kinseyi
Lineage: Eukaryota; Metazoa; Arthropoda; Insecta; Hymenoptera; Cynipidae
Gene: drk
Product: protein enhancer of sevenless 2B
Exons: 6
Coding region: 498-995 (165 amino acids)
Molecular function (GO): protein binding
Source: RefSeq, a predicted model, not a curated record
GGAGUGUAAUGUCUGAUAAGACAAGCGAUGGGCACCCGUGAGAGUGCGUGAGUGAUCACUCUGGAGUUUUGACAGCUCGAGGACGUCUCGAAUUCUAAAGCAAGCGUUAACAAUUCUUCUCUAAAAUGAGCGAGUGAAACUCUCAGCCCAGCUGUCUAAAUCGAAUAGAAUAAAAAGUGCCUGCCGGAAAAAAAGACUGCUUGGAAAAUCCAGUUGUUUCUUGGCUAUAGCUACGUGUCUCCCUUUCUCCCACCAUCUCUUUCUCUCCGUCCCUCUCACAGGCUCGCUUUCCAUUCAUCUCCUUUCUGGAGACUCGAUCGGGAGGACUCUUGCAAAAAGUGUGAAAAGUGCCGAGAAAACUCGAACCGGAAGUGCCCGGACUUUCGUUCGGUGGAAAAAAGUGAUAUGGUGUUGCGUCUGUGACACUUUGUGAUCAAUCGGUUUCCUGAUUCCCUUGGACUCUCACUCCCUCUUUCUCUCAUUCUCGGGGAAGAAGAAUGGAGGCGGUAGCGAAGCACGACUUCACAGCGACGGCUGAGGACGAACUCAGUUUUCGUAGGAGUCAAGUUCUCAAGAUUUUGAAUAUGGAGGAUGAUAUGAACUGGUAUAGAGCAGAAUUGGAUUCUAGAGAAGGACUGAUACCCAGCAAUUACAUAGAGAUGAAAAAUCACGAUUGGUAUUACGGUAGAAUAACGAGAGCAGAUGCCGAAAGGCUACUAAUGAACAAACACGAAGGCGCCUUUCUUAUCAGGAUUAGCGAGAGCUCUCCUGGUGAUUUUUCUCUCUCUGUCAAAUGUUCAGAUGGAGUCCAACAUUUUAAAGUAUUGCGAGACGCUCAGGGUAAAUUUUUCCUUUGGGUGGUAAAGUUUAAUAGCCUGAAUGAAUUAGUGGAGUACCACCGCACAGCAUCCGUGUCUCGUUCCCAGGAUGUUAAACUACGCGAUAUGGUACCAGAAGAGUGCCUUGUACAAGGCACUGAAAUAAUAACUAGAUAA